Messenger RNA from Ostertagia ostertagi, 780 nucleotides. The record is from the annotation of a GenBank genome assembly. Lineage: Eukaryota; Metazoa; Nematoda; Chromadorea; Rhabditida; Trichostrongylidae.
AUGGUGCACUUCAAGCUUAGUGAUUUGAGUGAAAAAUUACUGGGCGUAAAGCUAGACAAGUCUGAACAGUGCAGCAAUUGGGCAAUUCGCCCUUUGCGGGCGAAUCAGAAACGCUACGCGGCGAUGGAUGCUUACAUAGUUGUGGAACUGUUUUCAAAACUGAAGGCAUCGGCCGAUAGUUCAAAGGUCCAGCGUGACUGCAAAAAAGAAGGAAAGAACAAAGUCAAGAAAGAGCGAAUGAAGAUUGAUGACAUGUCUUGGUCAGAAAUUUUGCGAGAAUUAGGAAGAUGUGUUGACGGCACGCGACAAGCAACCGAAUUGCAGUGUAUCGUAGAUUCUAUGCUGUUUGGGCUUGGUAAACACAUGAGACGAUGCGGUGUAAAUGUGCUAAUUCCCGAGAAUAGGCAUGAACUGAAAUGCAGGGCUAGCGGCAGCGAAAGGAUCAUUUUGACCAGCGGGAAAGCUUUUGACGAGUUGAAGCAAUUGUUCCCCUCUCGAGUGCUGUGCAUUCCAAAUGUUUGCUCCCUGAAUCCUAUUGAGCAACUGAAAUAUGUUUUUACUAGGUACAAAGUAUCACUGGUCAACUUUUGGACGUGUUCUUUCAGUUGGGAUGGUCCGAAAGGCUCCGUUCCAUCGAUCCACGGGAGUACUCUGGUGUCGGUUGUCGUUAUAUUGUGCAUAUAUGACAUGGUUGUGGAAUGCCACGGAGGGACUGUGGACAUAAUAGCAAACAUUGUGACUCAUGAUCAUCUCGAAGAGGGCGUUGAUGUCAUCGUGCGA